UUAAUUUUAUUUUCCCAGAAUAGUGAAUACCAAAACCCAAAAACCUAAACCCCCCAAAACCCCAUUACUCGGAGCAUGAGCUCCACCUUCUCGGUUCACAGCUCCUACUGAAAAAACGAAUGCACCAAUAAAUAAUUUCACGGGCAACUAAACCCACAAGCCGCCCUCUCUAUCUCUCUAUCUCUCUUACUCCUCCAUCCAGCUAAAGAGGCGGCCGCCCCAUUCCAGCAUCUGGGUGUGUUUCGUUUUGAGCAAAAUCAGAGAAUUUGAUUUAUUUUUUUGGGUGUUAGUGUUUCUGGAGGCUGCAAGUUCUAAUGUUGGUAUUGGAUAUUGCAUUAGAAUCUUGAUUUUGAGUGUUAAAUAUUUUUGGGAUUUCCAAUUUGUUUUGAGGGUAUUGGAUAUUUCCUGAGAAUAUUGAAUGAAUUCUAGAUUUUGAUGGAUGUGUAUCUUUCAAUCUGAGGAGAUUUCUAGAACAUGCUCUCUCUGCGAUAUGUUCGCAGAUUCUAUCAUGCUGUUGCUGCCGUUUCAUCAACUGAAAGCCCUGCAGCUGUAUCCAAUUACAUUCGGAAUCCAAAGCCAUUAGAAGAACCUGCUCUUGUGAAACUUAAGAACGAGCGGGACCCUGAGAAGUUGUUCCAUUUAUUUAAGGCGAAUGCACACAAUCGGCUUGUCAUUGAAAACCGUUUUGCAUUUGAAGACACGGUGUCUAGGCUAGCUGGUGCAGGGCGCUUUGAUUACAUCGAGCAUUUGCUUGAGCAUCAGAAGACUCUUCCCCAGGGUCGGCGUGAAGGGUUUAUUUUGAGGAUUAUAAUGUUGUAUGGUAAGGCUGGGAUGACUAAACAUGCUCUUGAUACUUUUUCUAAUAUGCAUCUGUAUGGGUGUCGAAGGACUGUUAAAUCUUUCAAUGCUGCACUUAGGGUUUUGACACAGACACGUGAUUUACAUGCAGUUGAGGAAUUUCUUAAUGAUGUACCUGUGAUGUUUGGUGUUGAACUGGACGUAUUUUCAGUUAAUAUUGUUAUUAAGGCUUUCUGUGAAAUGGGUGUUUUGAAUAAAGCAUAUUUAAUCAUGGUAGAGAUGGAAAAGUUAGGAAUAAAGCCAGAUGUGGUUACAUACACAACACUUAUUUCAGCAUUUUAUAAGGAAAACAGGUGUGAGAUUGGCAAUGGGUUGUGGAAUCUAAUGAUGCUAAAGGGGUGUAUACCGAAUCUGGCAACUUUUAAUGUUAGGAUUCAAUAUUUGGUUAAUAGGAGACGAGCAUGGCAAGCUAAUAGUUUGAUGGAUAUGAUGCAGAAGCUUGGGAUUGCACCUGAUGAGGUUACCUAUAAUCUGGUAAUCAAAGGGUUCUGCCAGGCUGGGUAUCUUGAAAUGGCCAAAAGGGUCUAUUCUGCUUUUCAUGCCAAGGGGCACAAACCCAAUGUUAAGAUUUACCAGACCAUGAUUCAUUAUCUCUGUAAGGGAAGGGAUUUUGAUUUAGCAUAUACAAUGUGUAAAGAUUGCAUGAGAAAAAAUUGGUUUCCAAAUGUGGAUACCAUUCAUACGUUGCUUGAAGGCCUUAAGAAGAAUGGGCAGUUUGGUAAGGCCAAGCUGAUCCUGACAUUGGCUCAGAGUAGAGUACCUCCUUUUUCUUCAAGCCAAUUGGGUGCUUUGAGGUCCAUAUUGUCCAGGAGUUAGUAUAAAAUGAUGAACUGGUGAACCAGUAAUUGUUUGAUUAAUGUAACAUGACACAACUCAGCAGAAGCUGGUAUUCUUUUUACUCAAUUCAUUUGUAAAUUUGGGAAACUAAUUGGAUACGGCUUUUUCAUGGCUUUACUUCAUACCAAAGGCAGAUCCACUUUACUUCAGUUAAUUCGUUGUAACACUUGAAUAAAGAUCGUGAUGAAUUGAGAGUUCUAAAUGGAUGGUGUUCACCCAAAA
This is a messenger RNA of Quercus robur (English oak), 1917 nucleotides long. RefSeq names its product pentatricopeptide repeat-containing protein At1g80150, mitochondrial. The record is from RefSeq and is a predicted model, not a curated record. The transcript has 2 exons. Gene Ontology annotation, molecular function: protein binding. The coding region runs from base 475 to 1674 and encodes 399 amino acids. NCBI's taxonomy places the organism in Eukaryota, Viridiplantae, Streptophyta, Magnoliopsida, Fagales, Fagaceae.